Messenger RNA from Salvia miltiorrhiza (redroot sage), 867 nucleotides. RefSeq lists its product as uncharacterized. The record is from RefSeq and is a predicted model, not a curated record. Bases 1 to 867 code for a protein of 288 amino acids. The transcript has a single exon. Lineage: Eukaryota; Viridiplantae; Streptophyta; Magnoliopsida; Lamiales; Lamiaceae.
AUGCAGGAGCAAAUCGGCAUUCCAGCUUGCUUCUCUGCGGGGGAGAACGAUUCCGCAACGAUCACAAGAUCAGGGCAGAAUGUUUUCAUGUCAGUUUACCGCACCAAAUUAGCGGAUCAAUGCCGUCUGAUCACAGUCACAUGGUGCAAGAAUCUGCUGCUUCACGGCCUCUCCAUCUCCGUCGACGGCGGCGGCGACAGAGACACCCAAUCCACCUGCAAAAUCGAGCUCAAGCCAUGGUAUUUCUGGCGGAAGCACGGCUCCAAACGCUUCGCCGUCGAAGGCAAGGCCGUCGACGUCUUCUGGGACCUCAAAAUCGCCAGAUUCAACGGCGAAACCGAGCCGAUUUCGGAUUACUACGUCGCCGUCGUUUUUGACGGCGAAGUUGUUUUGCUGCUCGGAAAUUUGAGGAAGGAGGCGUUCAGGAAGACCGGCUGCAGGCCCUCUUUGAUCGAUCCGAUUUUGAUUUCGAGGAAAGAGCACAUUUUUGGGAAGCGGAAAUUUACCACCAGGCUUAAAUUUCAUGACAAGGGAAGCUUGCAUGAGAUAUCCAUUGAGUGUAAAAACAGAGGCGGCGGCGGCGGCGUGGAGCCGGAGAUGGAGAUUCGGAUUGAUGGGCAUUUGGUGAUACAUGUGAAGCAUCUGCAGUGGAAGUUUAGAGGGAAUGAAUUGAUCCAUCUCAACAAGGCCAAAAUCGAGGUGUAUUGGGAUGUUCAUGAUUGGUUGUUUAGCCCUGGCUUGAGGCAUGCUCUGUUUAUAUUUAAGCCUACUUUGCUGGCAGCGUCGAAGUCGUCGCCGUUGUCGGGGCCGACGGCGAGCGGGUCGCCGGAUUUUUGCCUCUUCCUGUAUGCGUGGAAAGUGGAGUGA